Oryza sativa Japonica Group (Japanese rice) is the source of this 976-nucleotide messenger RNA. Its product is annotated as protein PYRICULARIA ORYZAE RESISTANCE 21. Lineage: Eukaryota; Viridiplantae; Streptophyta; Magnoliopsida; Poales; Poaceae. The record is from RefSeq and is a predicted model, not a curated record. Gene Ontology annotation, biological process: regulation of defense response to fungus.
GUAACUCGAUAGGGUUCAGCUCUGCUGCUCCAUCAUAUCUCCUCCAUAAUUCUAACCACCAUCUCGAUCAAGCAACGAUGGCUAUACUUGUGAUCACGGUGAACAUGCAAUGCUGCCGCUGCAAGGAGAAGAUCGACAAGAUCCUCAACUGCCUCAGAUGCAAGCAUUGCAUCGAGAAGAUCGAGUACGAGGGCGAGAAGGUGAUCGUCCGGGGAAGCUUCUGCGCGGAGGAGCUCCGCACGUGCAUCUGGCGCAAGGCCGGCUGCAAGAUCAUCGUCAGCAUCGUCAUCGUCGAGGUGUGGCCGCCGCCGCCGCCGGCGGUCACCGUCAAUGUCAAGGCCGACGUCACCGCCACGGCCGUCGCCGCGGCGGAGGCGGCGGCGAAGGCCACCGCGGAGGCCUUCAUCAUGGUGGAGAGGGAGCACUGCAACAAGCAGCCGCCGGCGUGCAAGAUGGUGCCGUUCCCGUACCCGGUGCCCUACCCGGUGCCGUGCAACAAGACGGCGACGGACAAGCCUAAGCCGUGCUGCGGCGGCUGCGUGCCUCCGCCGCCGCGGUGCAAGUGCGGCGUCGACGGCUGCGGCGGCGGCUGUUCAGGAGGACACGGCGGGGAAUGCGGGGGCGGCGGCGGCGGCUGCAAGAAGCCCUGCUGUUCGCCGCCGCCGUGCCCGUGGCAGCCCGUCUGCCCGCCGCCGCCGUGCGGCGGCGGCGGCUACGUCGUCUAUGAGCAGCCGGAGGGAUGCUCUGUCAUGUGAUCGAACAGCUGCCGUACGUGCCUCGGAAAUCGGAAUAAUUAAACGCGUUAAUUACUUAUGUCUGGUGUGGUAUUUUUUUCUUAAUUAAAUCAUGUAAUUUUAUUAAUUGUCUAUAUUACUACACAUGUAAUUUGUUGUGUGUAUACAGUAUAUACAUGUAUGUAAUUUGUUGUCUAUAUAUUUGACAUGUAUAUAUAUUUUGCUCAACCAGUUCCAGCUAA